This is a messenger RNA of Priapulus caudatus, 1789 nucleotides long. Its product is annotated as N-acyl-phosphatidylethanolamine-hydrolyzing phospholipase D-like. Gene Ontology annotation, molecular function: N-acylphosphatidylethanolamine-specific phospholipase D activity. The coding region runs from base 231 to 1397 and encodes 388 amino acids. Gene Ontology annotation, biological process: N-acylphosphatidylethanolamine metabolic process; N-acylethanolamine metabolic process. The transcript is spliced from 8 exons. NCBI's taxonomy places the organism in Eukaryota, Metazoa, Priapulida, Priapulimorpha, Priapulimorphida, Priapulidae. Gene Ontology annotation, cellular component: cytoplasm; membrane-bounded organelle. The record is from RefSeq and is a predicted model, not a curated record.
CCUAUAGAUGGCAGCACAAUGCAGUGUAAAUAAUGACGCCAGAUUCUAGAAACCCAGCAUGAUUCUCGGAAGAUGUAUUUUUGGAAAUGUAAACAGUUUAGCCGUUUGUGAGACGGGGAAUCCCUGUGGCACACCCAUUAAUAGACUGUAGGCGGUGACUGGGCAGUUUAGUUAGUCUCAGUCAUAUCGUCACUAAUCAAAAUUACGUGCCUUGUCGUCCAACAUUUGCAAUGGAAACGAAACUGUCGAAAGAUGCAGGCAAUAAGACAUGGAAACCUGCACCGAACAAAACAGGAAGCACCUACAGUUGUCCGUGGACAGACUGGGUAUCUCCGAAUCCCCUCGGAGCAUCAUCAUGGAGUAUAGGCUGGAAAAGCUUUACUGCCAUGGGUAAAUGGUUGUUGGACAAAAGGCCUACAAUACCUAGAACACAGGAGCUGGACCGGCGACUACCGAUACUGCCGAUCGACUUCCAUACCGUUCUUCAGCCCACAGAUGGCGUUAGGGUCACUUGGAUCGGCCAUGCGACAAGUCUAGUCCAGUUCGACGGGAUCAAUCUACUUACGGAUCCCAUGUUCUCGGAGAGGGCCGCUCCGACGCAGGUCAUGGGGCCGCCGCGUUAUCGCCUGGUCCCUCCCAAUCUGUGGAACCUCUUGAAUACGCCCGAAAUGAAAAUCCAUGCUGUGUUGAUAAGCCACAAUCAUUAUGAUCAUUUGGAUUCCGACAGCGUAAUUGAAUUGAAUAGCCGAUUCCCGGAAGCCUGGUGGUUUGUACCGGAAGGAUUGGAUUGCUGGUUUAAAGAAAAGGGUUGCAAAAACACCAAGGAGAUGACCUGGUGGCAAGAACAGGAACUACCGACGCAUCGACAUAUCAAGAUGGCAUUCACGCCUGCGCAACACUGGUGCCAACGUUUAUCAACCGGUGUUAAUCAUGUAUUGUGGGGAAGCUGGGCCGUGAUUGGUCCAAAACACCGCUUCUUCUUUGCCGGCGAUACGGGAUACUGUGAUGUGUUUAAGUCGAUCGGUGAGGAGUAUGGUCCGUUUGACGUCGCAACGAUACCCAUAGGAUGUUACGAGCCCCGUUGGUACAUGUGUCCCCAGCACGUCAACCCAGAAGAAGCCGUGAAGAUUCACAUGGAUAUCAGAGCAAAGCAGUCGGUCGCAAUCCACUGGGGUACCUUUAAUUUGAGCAACGAGGAGUACGACCAGCCGGUGAAGGACUUACACGAGGCUCGCGCUAAGAAACUGGCCGACGCGACGUCGUUCAUCGUGUUGAAACACGGACAGACGAAAACUUUCCCGUCCGGAGCAUCGGGAAGGAAUCCGUACCUUCUCCUCGCCGCGCAUAAGCCGACAGAAGACAAACAGAUACCCCGACGAAUGGAAGCCCAUCUCUGAAGCGUUAACGAGCGAAUUGUUAGCGUCCCCUCUCUGAAGAGUUAACGAGCGAAUCGUUAGCGUCCCCUCGCUGAAGAGUUAGUUCAUUAACGAGCGAAUCGUCUAUUCUGCUCUGUGAAGUCUUAACGAGCAAAUCGCCUAUUCCGCUCUGAGGCCUUAACGAGCGAAUUGACUAUUCUGCUCUGUGAAGCCUUAAGCUGACAAACGAGCGAAUCCCGUCCCCUCUCUGAAGCGAUAAUUAUAUAUAACGUGCGAAUCGUCUUGUCACGCCGUCAACUUAAACUGGGUCUACACUACCGACUUUGUAUUGGCGAGUUGGAAUAACUUCCCAAUUCGGCAACUCCGAGUUGGCGAAAAAAGAACAUGUUCUAAUCUCCCAACUAGUUGCUAUC